Molecule: messenger RNA, 330 nt
Organism: Trichobilharzia regenti
Lineage: Eukaryota; Metazoa; Platyhelminthes; Trematoda; Strigeidida; Schistosomatidae
Source: the annotation of a GenBank genome assembly
AUGACUGAUACCGUUAUGAUACCGUUAGAAAAUUUAAAUAAAAACGACAAUGAACAAUGGAUUAAGACAGACGAUAAAAAGCAGCCUGAAAAUGGUGAAAUAUGGUUUCGGACAACUUCCUCUCGGUUUCAAAUUAGUGUUAUUUUAAGAAGAAAUAAAUGUGACAGUCGUCGUGGUCAACACCACGAAGGCGAGAAACAUAGGGCCUUAUUCAACACUGAACAUGUAUCAAAAUGUUCAGUUUACUUGACGUCAGACUUUGUCUUUUCAUCAUCAUCCUCAUCAUCAUCGUCAUCAUCAACUACAACACUGUCUUCGGAACACCACUGA